GGGUGCGCGUCACACGCGGAAGCGGCCGCUGCGCGCCGGCGGUGUCGGGCGGGUGCGCGGGGCUGGGGCGGCGGGGGGCGAGCGAGCGCGGCCGGGCCGGGCCGGGCCCCGCCAUGGCGGCCGAGGGGAAGGUGACGGGGCAGAGCCAGGAGCAGUUCCUGCUGCUGGCCAAGGCAGCCCGCGGCGCCGCGCUCGCCAGCCUGAUCCACCAGGUGCUGGAGGCCCCGGGCAUCUACGUGUUCGGGGAGCUGCUGGACAUGCCCGCCGUCCGCGAGCUGGCCGACAGCGAGUUCUCCCCCGUGUUCCGCCUCCUCACCAUCUUCGCCUACGGCACCUACGCGGACUACCUGGCUGAAGCAGCAAACCUCCCUCCCUUGACAGAGGCCCAGAAGAACAAAUUGAGGCACCUGUCAGUCGUCACCCUGGCUGCCAAGAUCAAGUGCAUCCCCUACUCAGUGCUGUUGGAGCAGUUACAGCUAAAGAAUGUCCGGCAGCUGGAGGACCUGGUGAUUGAGGCCGUGUAUGCAGAUGUGCUGCGAGGGAGCUUGGAUCAACGGAACCAGCGCCUGGAGGUGGAUUACAGCAUUGGGAGGGACAUCCGGAGGGAGGAGCUUAGCACCAUCACCCGCACAUUGCAGGAGUGGUGCCAGGGCUGCGAGGUUGUCCUGUCGGGCAUCGAAGAGCAGGUCAGCCGCGCCAACCAGCACAAGGAGCAGCAGCUGGCCCUGAAGCAGCAGAUCGAGAGCGAGGUGGCAAACCUGAAGAAGACCAUUAAAGUGACAACAGCAGCCGCUGCGGCAGCCACGUCCCAAGACCCAGAGCAGCACCUCACAGAGCUCCGGGAGCCAGCCCCUGGCACCAACCAGCGCCAGGCGAGCAAGAAAACCUCCAAAGCCAAAGGGCUCCGGGGCAGCGCGAAGAUUUGGUCUAAAUCAAACUAGCUGGAUCUCCCUUCACAACUGGGAGGGUGAGACGAAGAGAUUCGGGUGAUGGAGGGGUAGCAGGGGUCCCAAGUGUGAUGCUUCUGAGCUCUUCUCUGAGAUCCAUCUUGCCAGCUAACUCUUCUGCAUGUUUGUUCUUUUUCCUUUCUUCUUUACUGACGUUCCAGGCAGUGUCUCCCUCCUUCUCAUCACAGCAUUUCACACUCUGAGCUUCAGGUUGUACACGUUGCUGUUUCCCCAGCCGCUCGAGCCCCCAUCGCCACGGCCACGUGUUUCUCUCUUUCUCUCUCCCUGUCUUUUGACAGGUCAAUGUCGGGGGCCAUAAAGGUGUGACAGUCACCUUGGCACCCGCAGGGCAUCACAGAAGCUUGGAAAGAGGGUGCUGGUGCUCAGCAGUCCUUUCGGCUCUAUGAGACCCCUGGGAUACUUUGCUCCAGGACUCCGUCUUUGAUUGUUUAAUCUUUGUUUUGCUAGGUGGGAGGGUAGUUUUUGAAGGGAUUCUUUUAAAAAAUAUAUAAAUAUAUUAUAAAUAUAUAUAAAACAAUAAAAAGAUAUAGAUCUAUGGACAUAUCUAUACAAACCUGUGCUCCUGUGGGUGGCAUGUCUUUGCCUCGUAUGCCGAUUCUGGAGGUUCCAAAAUAAGCUGUGAUAUCGAGAGCUUCUGUUCCAUUUUGGAGUGGAAUAUCCUCAGAGUACUAGGUUCCCUUUUCAAAGGUAAUGCCACAGUAUCUCUAUUGGGAUAAGAGUCCAUAAAACAGAAAUUUAUCAUAAAUCUUAUUUAAAAUGUUUCUUGUGUGGUUGAUUUGCCUCUAGGCCCUUCAAAAAGUGAUUUUCAGGUAGUCUCAGAGGAAGGUGCAGAGACUGAGGAAAAGGUCCUAAUUUGUGUCGAUGCUGUGUGUCCUGUGAUCCUGGACAGAAUGGAAGGUAAUGUGGGGACUUGCCUGACAGGUGAAGGUAGCAGAGUCAAUGCCCACAUGUGUGAGUUCUCACAGGAUAGAUGCUGCACAGGCUGUUCUCGGGUGGUGGUGGUGUCUGGUUGGAAAAAAAAGAAUCCAAAUCAGUCAAAGUGACUCCUGUGAGAUGCCCAGGAAAAAAAACUAACUCAGAUUCUUCAAAGGAUGCCUCCUCAAGGCUGGCUUGGAGCCGAGUCAGACGGAUGUCAGUGUCACACUGCCUCUCCACGACGUGUAGCUGAUGUAAAUGUAAAUUGACACCGUGACUCCCACCCCCGCUUGGUUCUGCGCCUUGUGCCAAGACUAAAAUUUGAUUCCCUGAA
Prinia subflava (tawny-flanked prinia) is the source of this 2217-nucleotide messenger RNA. It is a transcript of the gene COPS7A, whose product is annotated as COP9 signalosome subunit 7A. Gene Ontology annotation, cellular component: COP9 signalosome. The record is from RefSeq and is a predicted model, not a curated record. NCBI's taxonomy places the organism in Eukaryota, Metazoa, Chordata, Aves, Passeriformes, Cisticolidae. Gene Ontology annotation, biological process: COP9 signalosome assembly. The coding region runs from base 114 to 941 and encodes 275 amino acids. The transcript has 7 exons.